GAGGCAUUGGAGCUGCGUCCCGAGGCGGCGGAGCGAAGACUGACCCUGGGCAGUGACGUGGGGGCGGGCCCUGGGGAGUGGGGCGGGUCCUGGGGACUGGGGCGGGCGGCCGAGCCCCGGAAGCAGACUGAGGCAUUUCGCCAUGGAUGAAGCGGACCGGCGGCUCCUGCGGCGGUGCCGGCUGCGGCUGGUGGAGGAGCUGCAGGUGGACCAGCUCUGGGACGCCCUGCUGAGCCGCGAGCUGUUCAAGCCCCACAUGAUCGAGGACAUACAGCGGGCAGGCUCUGGAUCUCGGCGGGAUCAGGCCAGGCAACUGAUCACAGAUCUAGAGACUCGAGGGAGUCAAGCUCUUCCUUUGUUCAUCUCCUGCUUAGAGGAUACAGGCCAGGACAUGUUGGCUUCAUUCCUGCGAACUAACAGGCAAGCAGUACAGUUGUCGAAGCCAACCCUAGAAAACCUUACCCCAGUGGUGCUCAGACCAGAGAUUCGCAAACCAGAAGUUCUCAGACCGGAAACACCCAGACCAGUGGACAUUGGUUCUGGAGGAUUCGGUGAUGUCGGUGCUCCUGAGAGUUUGAGGGGAAAUGCAGAUUUGGCUUACAUCCUGAGCAUGGAGCCCUGUGGCCACUGCCUCAUUAUCAACAAUGUGAACUUCUGCCGUGAGUCUGGGCUCAGCACCCGCACUGGCUCCAGCAUCGACUGUGAGAAGUUGCAGCGCCGCUUCUCCUCGCUGCAUUUCAUGGUGGAGGUGAAGCACGACCUGACUGCCAAGGAAAUGGUGCUAGCUUUGCUGGAGCUGGCACGGCGGGACCACAGUGCUCUGGACUGCUGUGUGGUGGUCAUUCUCUCUCACGGCUGUCAGGCCAGCCACCUGCAGUUUCCAGGGGCUGUCUAUGGCACAGAUGGAUGCCCUGUGUCGGUCGAGAGGAUUGUGAACAUCUUCAAUGGGACCAGCUGCCCCAGCCUGGGAGGGAAGCCCAAGCUCUUUUUCAUCCAGGCCUGUGGUGGGGAUCAGAAAGACCAUGGGUUUGAGGUGGCCUCCACCCCCCCUGAAGACGUGUCCUCUGGCAGUAACCCCGAGCCAGACGCCACCCCGUUCCAGGACGAUUUGAGGACCUUCGACCAGCUGGACGCUGUAUCUAGUUUGCCCACACCCAGCGACAUCUUUGUGUCCUACUCUACUUUCCCGGGUUUUGUCUCCUUGAGGGACCCCAAGAGUGGCUCCUGGUACGUUGAGACCCUGGACGACAUCUUUGAGCAGUGGGCUCACUCUGAAGACCUGCAGUCCCUCCUGCUCAGGGUCGCUAAUGCUGUUUCGGUGAAAGGGAUUUAUAAACAGAUGCCUGGUUGCUUUAAUUUCCUCCGGAAAAAACUUUUCUUUAAAACAUCAUAAGGCCAGGGCCCCUCACCCUGCCUUAUCUUGCACCCCAAAGCCUUCCUGCCCCAGGCCUGAAAGUGGCUGAGACCUGGACUUUCCUGCAACUCAAGGACUUUGCAGCCGGCACAGGGUCUGCUCUUUUCUCUGCCAGUGACAGACAGGCUCUUAGCAGCUUCCAGAUUGGCGACAAGUGCUGAACAGUGGAGGAAGAGGGACAGAUGAAUGCCAUGGAUUGCAUGUAGCCUCUUGAGCAGUGGCUGGUCCAGGGCUAGUGACUGUCCUGUGAUCCCUGUGUUCUCUCUAGGGCAGGGAUUAACCUCUGUACUACUGACCUGUGGGGUCAGGUCACCCUUUGCUGUGAGGCUGUCCUGGAUGUUCAGCACUGUCCCUCGCCUCAAUGCCAGUGACACGUCUCCCUGAGUGGUGCCAAACAAAAAUGUUCUCAGGUGUUGCCAAAUAUGUCCUGGGGUAUAAAAGUUUACUCCCCUGACAACCACUGGUCUGUAGGGAUUUUUGGCUACACACAAACCAGUAUCUCUCAUAGAUCAGCAAGCUGGGGCCUACCAGAGUCUGAACAGCUGUAAUCUGUGAAUUCUAAGUGAAGUUUUAAAAAUUGUUAAUUUUCCCUACAUUGCAUUAAUCUUAAAAACUAAAAGGCAAAUAUGGA
Rhinopithecus roxellana (golden snub-nosed monkey) is the source of this 2045-nucleotide messenger RNA. RefSeq names its product caspase 9 (gene CASP9). The transcript is spliced from 9 exons. Gene Ontology annotation, biological process: apoptotic process; regulation of apoptotic process; intrinsic apoptotic signaling pathway in response to DNA damage. NCBI's taxonomy places the organism in Eukaryota, Metazoa, Chordata, Mammalia, Primates, Cercopithecidae. The coding region runs from base 143 to 1393 and encodes 416 amino acids. The record is from RefSeq and is a predicted model, not a curated record. Gene Ontology annotation, cellular component: cytoplasm.